Molecule: messenger RNA, 1509 nt
Organism: Clonostachys byssicola
Lineage: Eukaryota; Fungi; Ascomycota; Sordariomycetes; Hypocreales; Bionectriaceae
Source: the annotation of a GenBank genome assembly
AUGAACACUGAUAAGGGCAAAGCCGAGGACGGGCUUCCCGGGGAUGGGAAAAUGAGUAUGCAUAGCGAGCAUGCUAGGCUUGGCUCUGACCUGAAGGCUACUCAUGAAGAAGCGAUAAUUGGACAAUCCGAGCCAAUAGCAACAGCAGAAGAGAAUAAACGAGUGAAGAGGAAGAUUGACUUCAUUCUCUUACCGCUCAUGUGUGGUUGCUAUAUCUUCUCUUUCUUGGACAAGACCAUGCUUAACUACGCCUCCAUUUUUGGGUUGAAGACAGCAUUAAAGCUGAAAGGAAACGACUAUAGCUGGCUUGGCAGCAUAUUUUAUCUUGGAUACAUGGGUGGUGCUAUGUUCUGGCCUACUCUCGUGCAGAGAUAUCCUCAACAUGUCGGAAAGCUCAUCUCUGGAGCUGUCUUCAGCUGGGCUGUUAUGUCUCUACUCACGCCCCUCUGCUUUAACUUUGCUGGAAUUAUGUCAGUGCGGUUCUUCCUUGGCUUUCUUGAAAGUAUCAACGGCCCGGUUUUUGUUAUCAUCACAAGUAACUGGUGGACUCGAUCUGAACAAGCGUUCCGAACUGCAUUCUGGUUAGGCGGUACCCCUCUCAUCAUUUUAGUUCAUGGGAACAUCGAAACCUGGAAGAUUUUCUUCCUUUUCUUUGGAGGCUUAACCUUGGUAUUCUCCAUUGUCCUCAUGUUUCUGAUGCCCGAUACUCAAGCCAAUGCGAAAUGGCUCAGCAAGGAGCAGAGAGUCAUUGCGCACGAAAGAGUGAGAGAGAAUCAGACCGUCUCAGAGAAGAACCAAUGGCAGUGGCCACAGUUCUGGGAAGCUCUACGGGAUCCCCAAACGAUAUUAUUCUUUAUCACCGCUAUCGGUAACACCAUGCCAUCAACGUUUGCGAGCCAGUUUUCGAGUCAGAUUGUCAACGGUUUUGGCUUUUCACCAACGGCUACCACAAUAAUCUCUACCUGCCCGGCGGCAACGAUUCAACUACUUACAUUCCUUUCUUUCUCCUACAUCGCGUCUCGAUUCAACAACAUACGUCUCAUACUAGGACUGAUAGCUUCGAUCCCGCCAUUGAUAGGCGCAUCGCUUCUCCAUGUCUUGCCAAUUUCGCAUCAGGCAGGGAGGUUAGCGGGCUACUACCUUACAUACACGCACACCAUGUCUUUCACUCUUGCUACAGGUCUAAUGGCGUCCAACUACGCUGGCAGCACCAAAAAGGCAACAGCUUCUGGGUUCGUUUUCGCUGGCUGGGCCGCUGGGCUCAUAGCAGGUCCUCAAUUCUUCCUCGAGAGCGAAGCGCCCAACUACACGACCGCGUUUGAAAUGCUGAUGGUGACCUAUGCUCUGAUGAUUGUUAUCCCGAUCAUCCAAAUCUGCUGGUAUAGACACGAAAACCGCCGUCGUGACCGGCUUUUUAGUGUUAGAGUCGAUGGCGAGCAGCCGGGCCGCAUCGAAUUCACGGACAAGUCAGACUUUGAGCAGUGGGAGACAUUCAGGUAUGCCAUGUGA